AAAAAUCGAGCUUGGCUUAUAUAGAUACUGUAGAAUUUAGGCCUAUACAGGCUAGGUCAGGUCAAAUUCAAGUCAGGUCAGGCUUUUAUUUGAUUUGGUGAAGUCGCUGACCUGAGUUCCUUAGGAUUCCACAAAAUUUUCACUCUGCAAAGCAAAGAUUUCUUUCUUUACCCAAAUGAUCAGCCUAUCCAUCAAAGGAGGAAAACCUUUUGCGUCCAGAAGAUCCAAUACCUGUUCAUGAAAUCGGUAUCAUACCAUGUGCGAUCCAAAUCAGGGGCCCAGUGCACCUAGCAAACGCGCCAGAAAUAAAAGAUCUCAAACCUUGAAACUAAAACAAGACGCCAAAUCUGAUAAAGAGACGCUUAAACCCAAGGAAGUUGGAUACUUCAAUCCUUCCCUCAAAGACCCUCACAAUACUGGUGUUGUUGCUGUAGGAAGAUAUACGGUCUUUACCAAUGUCUUUACCUUUACAGAUCGCCUAAGACAGCUCGCGGCCUCUCAUGGGGAGAAAAUAGUCAAGGCAGUAUGGGUAAGUUGUCUUCAGGAGACGGCGCUGGCAUGGUAUAUCACGGAGCUUACGGAUAUGGAGAGAGAUGCUCUUCAACGCUCGGGUCUUGACAGGAUUAUCUGCCAACUCAUCAAAGCGUUUCGCAAAUCACCCAGCGAGGCUUUGCAGAGUCUAAAGUCAGCGUCCCUCACACUGUUAGACUUGAAACAAGGCAAACGAUUGAAGCCUUUUGUUUACGGUAUCAUUCAAGAUGCUAGGGCUUGCGAUAUACCACCUAAGAUCCAGUUGCUGUAUGCCUUCGAGGCGUUCGAUGCAGAAAUCCAAUCCCAGAUUUUAAAGCCUACAGAUAAGACUACGCUUGGAGAAUUCUUCCGACAAAUUGGCGAAAGGGAGAGUAUUCUUCUGGCCAAGGCUAGACAAAUAUCCAUGCCUCAGAAUGUUCAGCCUGCAGCCCAACAUCAGAUCGUACCUGUCCCUUCCAACACGUAUAGUCGUGCACAGAGCCACCAGCUCCCCCAAAUAUGCCCUCCAUCUCAACAAGCUUUCUCCAAGCAGCUAUACAGCCAGAAACCCUCAGUGCCUUAUGUUCCUGCCAGCCUUGGUCAGGUUUCAAAUCCCGGAACAUAUCCCUUUGGAUCACAGGGUCAAAGUAAUCCCCUAAGUGGGAGUACCGGAAGUGGAGGCCAACAGCAAAGCCAGCGCGAGUUGCAGAGAUAUUCUAAAAGCCAUGUUUGGCCCCCGAGAUAUCCCGAAUACGACAGGGACUCAAGCCCGGAUUCGCAAUAUCCAGAUUCUGAUGCUAACGACGAAGAAUUUAUGAGUCCGGAUCCGUUUCAACAAGUCAUGGAUGAUCUGGAGAAAUUCGGAUUCGACGAUUUCAAAAUAUCCGAAGCCGAGUUCGAGAAGACCAGUAUAGAAUACCGUACCCCAUUAUACUCCCCAGAAAACCCCCAGGCACAAAAUGAAUUCGGAGACUUGGUAGAUUACGGCACAGUUAUUGCUCGUGUAGAACACUCGCAAUGCGACCUUUAUGGCACAUCAGGAGGAUUUCCUGCCCAUUAUCAUGAGGAGAAUAUAAUAAUGACGGCUGCCAUCCUAGACAUGGACUAUAGGAGCUCGUCCCCGGAGUUGAACCGCUGGGUUACCGAGCUAGACUCGGAUUUCGAAGAAGAAGAAGAAUACGGUUCCAUAAUCAAGGACGGGUGCCCCGUUGGUUUUCCCGAUUCGCCAGGCGGCUUUCAGAGCCAGUGUUUCGAUGAACAGAAGUACUACAGCGGACCCGAUAGUCAAGAAGAUUGUGGCGACCGGAAUGGUUACGGAGGCCAUGGCGGCUACGGCGACUGCCACGACUAUGGCGGUUAUAACGGCUGUAACGACAAUGAUGGCUGUAAUAAUUACGAUAGCUAUGACAACGGUGGUGGUUAUGACAGCGGCGGUUACGACGAUGGUGGUUACGAUGAUAGUAGCUAUGAUGACGACGGCGAUUAUGAUGACUAUAGUGACUAUUGAUACAUACAGGUCUCCUCAUGCGAGUACUCCUUGGUAGUCUCACUCUGAUUCGGCGAUUAAAACUCUUAAACUCCAAAAUGACGCCCCGGAG
Molecule: messenger RNA, 2108 nt
Organism: Daldinia caldariorum
Lineage: Eukaryota; Fungi; Ascomycota; Sordariomycetes; Xylariales; Hypoxylaceae
Exons: 1
Coding region: 257-2017 (586 amino acids)
Source: RefSeq, a predicted model, not a curated record